Yamadazyma tenuis ATCC 10573 is the source of this 3653-nucleotide messenger RNA. RefSeq lists its product as uncharacterized. The record is from RefSeq and is a predicted model, not a curated record. Lineage: Eukaryota; Fungi; Ascomycota; Pichiomycetes; Serinales; Debaryomycetaceae.
AGUGGCUCUCUUCUAAUUGAGCUAAAUCCUAUUUGUGCUAUGUCUCUCAUCUACGGAUGGACUCUGUAGCUGGAGCCAAAUGUAACAGACUGAAAUUUUAUUACUCAAGUAUAUUAAUUUUUUGCUUCCGUCUUCAGGAACCAUGGUUUGUGUGCUUGCGUUAAAUUAGAAUCGCGAAAUUAAUUUAUCUAUCACUAAGAUGAACAUACCAGGAUACUAUUAUGAUAAGGCUAAAAGCAGGUACUUCAAGAUAACAAAUGGUUCCAUAGAUCAUUCAUAUCAUAAUAACAAGGUCGAGCAAGAGAAGAGAGAUGAAGAAAAUGAACGAAAACAAGCAUCCCAGCAAAAUACCCUAACAAAAAGAUCAGGCAAUCAGGCUUCCAAAUAUAAGCGCCUUUAUUUGAGCUGCUCGUUGGAUAACAUCAAGUUAGGAUUGACGAGACCCAACCACACAUUGAUUGAGUUCGAGAGGUUCAAAAGCAUCAAGUUGUUAAACUGGGUUUAUUUCAGCGAGUUGGAAUGCCGUAUGUGGGAUCAACUUAAAGUACAAGGGGAGCAAUUUGUUGUCACUACGAAUCAGUCAAGAAACUUCAUGAUACUUAACACUUCUAAGGUAUUAAGAAAUUUGCAUAAUAAAGAAAUGAAAUCUGACGACGUGAUGCAUCGAUUCGAAGACAAUUUGGGCCUAAACUAUAAUUUAAAUGAGUUGAUCAAUAAAUUGAAUCUUCUCCCGUACGAAUAUUUGACCAUAAGUUGCCACAAGAAUCUUGUUUUCUAUAACUUCAUAAGUGAGAGUGACUUGGACAAUCCACAAAUAUAUCAAAAUUUCAUUCGAUUGAGUGUUAUCGACAAAAUUCAAAGGAAGUAUGUCAAGAUUGACAAGCUGAACGUGAUUUAUUCAUUUAUAAACAAUCUACCCGAUGGAGAAAUCAAAAAGGACUUAUUCCAUUUAUUUGGAAUGAACAUAAUAAGCAUACAUGAAAAUGACGAUAUGUUUGAUUACCGGUUACGGCAUUUGAAGAAUUUCAAACGUUUCUUUAUAACAUUUUCACAGUUCAUCGAUAAUUACUUGAUUUUGGGAACGAAUCUGGGGAUUGUUUAUUUGAUAAAAUUCCAGUAUAAUGAAGAUACAAAGGAACUACAAUUUUAUCAGGACAUCAUAAAGUUUAAAUUUGAAAGAUCAAUCAAGUUGGAAAAAAUCAACAAAAUCGAUAAAGUGAAUGAAUAUUUAUUCAUCAGUAGCUUCAAAAGGUUAAUCAUACUAAACCUACAAACAAAUCUGAGAUCAAUAUAUCUGAUCGGUGAGUUGAUCAAAAACUUUAAAGUUUUCAAGGUACUAAACGUUUUCAAAAUUGUUUUGAUAUCGUACAAGAGGAUCGAAAACGUAAACUUUUCAUUGGACACAGAAGGUUUUGAAGCCAUAAAUAGCUUUGAGUUGUUGAGCAGUAAUUUGAUUAAUCAAUUCUCUUUGGUUACCAUUAAGAAUAAUGUGAUUUUGAACCAGUCAAAUGAUAGUUUGUUUAUUGUUAACUUAAACAAUUUGAAUUUUGCUAGAGUUACAUUGGAAAAUAUGAACCAAAAAAUCAAUGGUCUAAUUAGAUUGGGUGAAAAUGUUCUAUUGAUAAACUUUAAGAACUCCGAUAAUUCCAAUUACUUUAAUUUUUACCAGGUUUAACGGCUUAGGCAAAUCUGCCUACAAAUGUUUACCCAAAGUGGCAGUUCGUAAAUUUGAGAUUCAUAUACAAAAAAAGAUGCAAAACUUGCUUCUUAUAAUUUAUACAUUUAAUUUAAGUAAUACAGGAAUCAAAAUCAUCUGAAUCACUUACCGACAAAACUCAAGUAACUCUGAUAGUUGAAGUUACCAAAUUUAUAGUCAAUAUCCAAUAAAAUUUUAAUGGCAUCUUGUGAUUUGUAGACGUAAUCAGUUGGGAUUUUGACUAAAACAUUAUUGUAGUCCUCAUUAUUCUCAUUAAUCAAGCCGUUUGAUUUCAUCAAGUUUCCUUGGUUUAUAUACAUAAUUCUUCCAGUUUGGUUGUUAUAGACUUGCUCAUUGGUAAGAUUAUAGAUGCCUGGGUAUCCUGUGAUAGUCUUGAAGUUAGAUGACUUCGUGUUCGGGGGGUUCAAAGGGAACAUUCUUUGUAAAAGCUCAUAGGAGGCCAAAGUGAAACCAAAUUGCGGAGAUGAUCUAAAAACUCUGGCCAAUGAACCUUUGAAAAAUGCAGAUAAUCCCUCUUCUUUCAAAAUAACUCUGAAAGCAUGGGUAAUUCCACUAUAUUUAACCUCAUUAGACUUUCUUUCCAUUUGCAAUCUUGUUUUAAUGACAUCGGCAGGAGUAGUGAAAAAUGCAGCAGGAGCACCGGCCAUAGCACCACUGAUUAACAACUCAAAAGUAUUCAAAUUUUGUUUCUUGUUGACAUCUUCAGGGUCAAAGUUGAAGAUAUGCUUUUUAAUAUUCGCAUAAGUUGGGAAAUAAAUAGCUGAGAAAGGAACAUCCCUUAAAAGACAGGCAGAGGCACCUUUGUAUAACCCCUUCACCCCUAAUUGUUUUAUGAUUUGACCAGCAGUUAACUGUUUGUGAGGGAUUUCACCAGGCUUUAACACCUUAUUUCUUUGGCCACCCUGCAUUUGCAAUCUAAUCUUAACGAUCUCUAAUGGAUUGGUGAAAAUAACUUGACAAGCACCAGCAGAAGAACCAGCCAAGACUUCCCAUGGCAUGGUAAUUUUGCCCUUUUCAUCAGUACCAAUACCUCUAAUUAAAUCAUUGACGGUCAACUUAAUAGCUUUUUCUGGAGCGACACCAACCAAUUGGGCAGCUAAACCAGAAUAUAACCCUUUGAAUCCUUCAUUCUUAAUGAUUUUCUUAAAACAAUCAAUAGAAUUAUCGUAUAACGCUUUAUGCUUUUGGGCUUGCAUUCUUGUCUUUACCAAGUCAAUAGGAUAAACGACAGUGGCACCAAUACAUCCAGCAAUUGAGCCUAAAAAGAAGGAAUACAAUGAAUCAAAGAUUGGCAAUAAUGAAAAGUUGUCUUUUUGUACAGGAAUCGAAGCAGGGUGCUCAAAAAUCGAGUACAAUGUUUUUAUGUUGUUGGCGUAGUUGGGGUUCAAGAAGUUGAUCAAGUCCUUUCUGGUAACAGUUUCUUCAUGUUGGUUGAUCAAGUAAAAUAACAAGUCCAACUCAUUCAUCGCCACGGGUUUGAAGUUUGAAGACUUUAACAAGGGAUCUUUCAAAUGAGUGUACAAAUCCCUUUUGUUGAUCAAGAUAUCGUUCUUUUCAUUAGAGCUGUUGGCGGGAGUGUUCGCAAUGACUUCAUUAAUCAAAUCAAUUUUACUCAAACAAUUGUAAAUGAACAUAACGUCUGCGAAGGUAAAAGUAUCCUUCUUAAAAAACUCGGGUAAAUUUCCCAAAUUAUUCUUCAAAUUAGAAGAUAAUUUGUGAUUCAAGUUCUGCGUCAACAACAGAAUCAAAUCGUUAGUGGUGAUAGUUCCAUUUUUCACCAUCAACUCAAAAGACCCUAUCAACUUAGUGAAGGGUAAAUUAUUGAUUAAAGUAAUGAACUCAGGAUAGGCGAUUUUCCCAGAGGGUUCAAAGAACUUGCUGAAAUAGGCCCAGUUGAUUUUGAACUUUUUCUGCUGGUAGGCAGGAUCAAUGGCUU